ACCUCCGUCCGAGUGAGUGACUCGCAAUUUUGUGUACUUAGAUUUUGGGUUGUUUUUAGUCUAAUAUCUACAACCAUGGCUGACGGGAAUCUUGCUUUUGAGGGUCGCAUUGUCAAAAUGGAAGUGGAUUACAGUACUACAUGCGAUGAGAAGAUUCCAGAAUGUAAAAAGAUGGCACAAGAAGGGAAAAUGCAUGAUGCGCUUGACGCUCUCCUAGCUCUGGAAAAGCAGACUCGAACGGGUGCUGACAUGUUCUCGACCGGUCGCAUACUUAUCGCCAUCGUUCAGAUAUGUUUUGAAGCCAAGAAUUAUGCGGCGCUGAAUGAACACAUAACAUUGUUGGCCAAGCGAAGGUCGCAGCUGAAGCAGGCAGUAGCUAAGAUGGUACAAGAAUGUUGCUCUUAUGUUGAUUUGAUGCCCUCCAAGGAACUAAAACUCAAGUUGAUUGAUACUCUACGCAGUGUCACUGAAGGAAAGAUUUACGUGGAGGUCGAGCGAGCUAGGCUUACUCACAAGUUAGCCCAGAUGAAAGAAGAAGAAGGAAACAUAACAGAAGCGGCCAACAUCAUUGAAGAGCUCCAAGUUGAAACUUAUGGCUCUAUGGAGAAACGUGAAAAGGUGGAGCUGAUCUUAGAACAGAUGCGACUGUGUUUGGCCAAGAGUGAUUAUAUCAGAACUCAAAUCAUCUCAAAGAAGAUUAACACAAAGUUUUUUGAAGAUGAGACUACAUCUGAUCUGAAACUGAAGUAUUACAAGUUGAUGAUCGAGCUGGACUGUCACCAAGGGUUUUAUCUUGCAACGUGUAAACACUACCGUGCAGUGGCCGCUACGCCAAGUGUGCAAGCGGACGCAGAGCUGCGCAAGACAGUCGCACAGAAUGCUGUGCUGUACCUGGUGUUGGCGCCGUAUGACAAUGAACAGAGCGACUUGACACAUCGUGUUCUAGAGGACAAGGUCAUGGAAGAGAUCCCAUCGUACAAGGAGUUACUCCGUCUGUUCAUUAACCCGGAGUUGAUCAAGUGGUCAGGCUUGUGUGAGGUUUACGAGAAAGAAUUGAAGCAAGGCUCGGCCACAGUGAAGGCGACUGAGGUGUUUGCAAACAACGAGGACGGUCGUAAGCGCUGGAAGGACCUGCGGAGUCGGGUGGUCGAACAUAACAUCCGAGUAAUGUCCAAGUACUACACCCGGAUUACACUGAAGCGGAUGUCAGAGUUGUUGGAUCUGCCGAACGAGGAAACUGAGGAGUUUCUCAGUGAGAUGGUGGUCAACAAGACGGUGACGGCUAAGAUUGACCGGCCGGCCGGAGUGGUCAGUUUCCGCACCAUCAAGGACCCGAGUGACGUGUUGGACGACUGGGCUAGUGGACUCGACUCUCUGAUGUCACUUGUCAACCACACGACCCAUCUCAUCAACAAAGAGCAGAUGGUGCAUCGCCACCUCAUAUCUUAGUAGUGGAAUGAUCCAACCAUUUGUGUGGUAAAAAUAAGUUAUUAAAUUGAUUUGAUAUUUUUGCA
Molecule: messenger RNA, 1514 nt
Organism: Macrosteles quadrilineatus (aster leafhopper)
Lineage: Eukaryota; Metazoa; Arthropoda; Insecta; Hemiptera; Cicadellidae
Product: 26S proteasome non-ATPase regulatory subunit 12-like
Exons: 9
Coding region: 76-1449 (457 amino acids)
Cellular component (GO): cytoplasm; proteasome regulatory particle, lid subcomplex; nuclear proteasome complex
Source: RefSeq, a predicted model, not a curated record